UAAUACUCUUAUCAGUACAUUCUGUGUGUAUUAAUACUCUUAUCGUACAUUCUGUGUGUAUUCUGUGUGUAUUAAUACUCCUAUCAGUACAUUCUGUGUGUAUUAAUACUCCUAUCAGUACAUUCUGUGUGGUACUCAUUCAAUGCCGCUCUGAUCGUAGCAGACACACCUGACAGACAUCUGCACUCUACUGAGUGCCCCUUUCCAGUUAUCUGGUUGUUCUGUUAUCACAUAUUCAGCAUUUACACAGAAACAAAGUCCACUGAACUGACUGAUAUCAGGGGUCAAAGGUCACCGCAGACAGCAAAACUGAUUCUGCUGAAACUGCAGAAAGACGAGAGACAAAUGAGAGGAGGAAGAUCUCUGAGAGAGGAACAAGGACAAAAAAAAGACGUGACAAAUACAGGAAGAAAGAUUUCCCAACUGACUGGAAAGAAAGACUGAAGGAGACCGAAACAAACUUCAACAGAGUAACUGAGAAUUAAACAAAUUGAGACAGAAGUUGACAGUAGUUGAGGUAAAACUUGGAGGACAUUGGGAACAUCUGGACGGCGAGCCUGCUGUCGUGGAGAAACACUGAAGUUCAUCAGGUCUUCAGUUGAUCAGAUCCUUAGAGCAUAAUGGCCGUCAGCUCACCGAGAGACAAGUAUUUUGGCGUGUGGCUGAUCUUCUUCAUGCUCGGUUUGGGGACGCUGCUGCCCUGGAACUUCUUCAUGACUGCUACCAUGUACUUCACCAGCCGUCUGAAGGACUCCUCAUUGGUUGAUUCUUCAGCCAAUCAGACAGAGGCAUCAAGUGACCAUCGCAGCCUUCUGGAGGCCAAAUUCAACAACGUGAUGACACUGUGCGCCAUGCUGCCGCUGCUCUUCUGCACCUGCCUGAACUCCUUCCUGCACACGCUUAUUCCUCAGCAUCUGCGCGUGAUGGGCAGUCUGCUCGUCAUCAUGUUCGUUUUCAUCACCACCGCCGUCCUCGUCAAAGUUCCUCUGGAGCCGCUGCCCUUCUUCUCCGUCACCAUGGUGAAGAUCGUCAUCAUCAACUCCUUUGGGGCGGUGCUUCAGGGCAGUCUGUUCGGGAUGGCUGCGUUGCUGCCGGCUUCGUACACGACUCCGAUCAUGAGCGGUCAGGGACUCGCUGGAACCUUUGCUGCCUUUGCUAUGAUCUGUGCCAUCGCAAGUGGCUCAGAGCUUCAAAAUGCAGCGUUCGGUUAUUUCAUCACAGCCUGUUUUGUUAUUUUUCUGUCCGUUCUGUGUUACAUCCUGCUGCCUAAACUGAAGUUUUUCCAGUUUUACCAGGACAGAAACAGGAACCAGAGACCAGACGAGGAGAACUCUGUAAAUCUGAUGAACAGAGGUGAAUCUGUUGACCAGGACAUAAAGCAGAGCGUCUCAAUGAUAAACAUCUUUCAGAAGAUCUGGCGGCUGGCUCUGCUGGUCUGCUUCACCUUCACCGUCACCAUAGGAACGUUUCCCGCCAUCACUGCCGACACCAAAUCCACCCUCGCUGACGGAGGCUCCUGGGAGCAGUUCUUCAUCCCAGUCAGCUGCUUCCUGCUCUUUAACCUGUGUGACUGGGCCGGGCGGAGCUUAACGGCAGUCUGUAUGUGGCCGAGGAAGGACAGCAUGGUACUUCCUGUGUCCAUCUUGUGUCGUCUCAUCUUCGUCCCUCUUUUCAUGCUGUGUAACGUUCAGCCUCGUCUUCACCUUCCCGUCUUCUUCCAUCACGACGGCUGGUUCAUCUUCUUCAUGAUCCUCUUCGCCUUCAGUAAUGGAUACCUGGCCAGCCUCUGCAUGUGCUUUGGUCCAAAGAAUGUUCUCCCUCAUGAAGCAGAAACAGCCGGGGCCAUCAUGGCUUUCUUCCUGUCGCUGGGUUUGGCUUCAGGGGCUGCUCUGUCCUUUCUCUUAAGAGCACUGGUUUAACUGGAGAACGACCUCUUUAUUACUGGAUUACCAUGGAACCCAACUGCUUAUUACUGGUUCAACUGGAAAAAUACUUGCUUACCAAAACACCCUGUUUUUAUGGGUUUUAUGGGUCAUUAAAACAUUUAUGUUAAGUUCAAGUUUCCAUCUAUGCUACGAGUUACAACUGAAAGUCAAUGUUUUAGAUGUUCCAGCACGCUGACUUCUUCAAGAUGAACCUGAAUGUUUGAGAAAAGAAGUUCAAAGUUUCUGGUUUUCAUGCAGCUCAACAGACCAAAGUGAACGUCGUGAUGUUGGUGCUACAGCAGCGUCAUCGGGAACAUGAACUCCUGCAGUAAAGUUGAUCUGUGUCUGACAUGAUGAGGCCUCUGAUGGGACAAAGUGAUGGGAAGAGAAUGUAGACGUCUCUAUAUACAUAUACACAUAUAUAUACACAUA
Messenger RNA from Anarrhichthys ocellatus (wolf-eel), 2357 nucleotides. RefSeq names its product equilibrative nucleoside transporter 1-like. Gene Ontology annotation, biological process: uridine transmembrane transport. The coding region runs from base 621 to 1919 and encodes 432 amino acids. NCBI's taxonomy places the organism in Eukaryota, Metazoa, Chordata, Actinopteri, Perciformes, Anarhichadidae. Gene Ontology annotation, molecular function: nucleoside transmembrane transporter activity. The transcript is spliced from 13 exons. Gene Ontology annotation, cellular component: plasma membrane. The record is from RefSeq and is a predicted model, not a curated record.